This is a messenger RNA of Rhizopus microsporus ATCC 52813, 2906 nucleotides long. Its product is annotated as BRO1-domain-containing protein. The transcript is spliced from 8 exons. The record is from RefSeq and is a predicted model, not a curated record. Gene Ontology annotation, cellular component: endosome. The coding region runs from base 234 to 2483 and encodes 749 amino acids. NCBI's taxonomy places the organism in Eukaryota, Fungi, Mucoromycota, Mucoromycetes, Mucorales, Rhizopodaceae. Gene Ontology annotation, molecular function: protein binding.
UACAAAUUAGCUUGGCGAAACGAAAUGACAUUCUAUUGAUCUUGCAACUUGUUUAAAAAUAAAUAUGUAUAAUUGAAUAAAGAUCCGAUAAAAUGGAGACAAUAAAGGGUUCAUUUCCAGUCAUAGGGUGAUACACGAGAGUUAAGGUGCAUAACCACUCUUUUUUCUUCCCCCUUCUUUAUUUUAUAAAAUUGUAUCCUGUUAUCUAUUCAGUUUUAUUCAACAAGCGUACGAUGGAAAGGCAAGAAGUCAAUUUUAUAUCGAUUCCGAUUAAGAAACCAGACAAACUCUCUUGGUUUUCUGCUUUGACCAAGUAUAUCACAGAAAGCUAUGCAGAAGAUGCAAAAAAGUAUAACCAAGAUUGCAACCUGUUGGACUCACUAAGGCAGCGCUGCUUAGAACAGGAACAAGUAGAGAACCCACUUGUGUUGGAAGAUUUGUCAAUUUAUUUUAACCAACUAUCCUUUUUGGGAUCAAAAUUUCCUUCGGAUAUUGGCUUAGACAUAAGCUGGUAUCCACUCUUUUCUUCCAAAGACCAUCCCUACUGUCCAGACGUAUUAAGUAAUCUAAAUUAUGAGAAAUCAUGUGUAUUACUACGAAUGGCUGCUUUUUAUAGUAUCCUGGGUACUAUGCAAAGUUCAGUCUCCACUGAAGGCAUCAGAAAAGCUUGUCAACACUUUCAGCAUGCAGCAGGUUGUUUAAAGUACAUCCAAUCAGAUCUUAUCAGCGAAUUAAGAGCAGCCCCUCCUCGUGAUUUUGAGCUAUUGGAUGCCUUGAUUGCCCUCAUGAUUGCUCAAGCACAUGAAUGUGUAUGGCAAAAGGCAGUGAUGGAACAUAUGAAAUACGGAACGGUAGCUAGGUUGGCUGUCAAGGCUUCAGAUUAUUAUGAAUCAUUUCUAUCCAAUUGCAAUUCACUCGUUCCUGACUAUUGGAAGACGAUAGGAGAGAUCAAAUACAAUUAUUUUAAAGCAGUAGCUCAGUAUCAAAAGGCCAACGAGGCUAUUUCAUCAGGCCGUUACGGAGAAGAAAUUGCCCGACUCUAUUUGGCUAAAUCAAAUAACGCCGCAGCGAUCCAAAAACUGUCCGAAUUGAUCAACCCAACACUACAUCCCUCCUUUGUACAGCAAAUCCAUACAUUGGAUCAUUCUAUUGAUAGAGAUUUAAUACGUGCGGAGAAAGAUAAUGAUGUGGUCUAUAUGGAAACAGUACCUCAACCUAAUCAGCUAGCACCGAUCCUCAGAUCAGAUAUGGCUAAACCCAUCUUGCCUAGUUUCAUCCUGGAUCCUAGUUAUUGGCUAGUCUUGACAGAGAGACCUAAUGAUUCUUUAUUUAUCAAAAGACCUCUCUUUGAAAAGCUUGUCCCAUUUGCUGUCCAUCAAGCAGUCAGCGUCUAUAACGAUAAAAAGAAUUAUAUAGUUCACAAUGAUAUCAUUGAAAAAAAUAGCGUACUUGAACAAGAAUACCAAAAAGUUAUCACAGAGCUGCGAUUACCUUAUUCAUUGGAUAUCAUUGAUACUUUACCCAAGGAGUUGCUGAGUUAUGCAGAAGAAGUUCAGGAUUUAGGAGGCAUUCAGACACUAAACGACAUGUUGCAUAAAAUACAAAAUAUGUCAAAAAAGGCACUUGGGCUAAUAGAAGAAGGAUUCAAUGCACUUGAAGAAGAGAAUGAACAGGAUGCGAUGCUUAGUAAACAAUAUGGAAAGCUUUGGAGUCGACCAACUUCGAGAGUGCUUACUCAAAACUUGCUUACCAUGGGUACACAAUACAAUGACACCAUUCAGGCUGCACAAAAGGCGGAUCGAAUUGUUCAGGCUAAAGUAGCCAAUUGGGGAAAAGCGAUCGCAAUGCUAUCUAGACCUUCUGCAGAUAUUUUGAGUCAUCUGCCACAGCUACAGCCUGAAGAUGAACUACAUGCACAAAUUACACAACUGUUAACACAGCUUCGACGUCAGUUGGAGUUGCUCGAAAAGAAUGCAAAAGAUAGACAAGAUGUCGAGAAGGAGGUGAAAAAGAUAGCUGAAAAGGAUGAUAUCUCGGAUGCUUUACUGAGCCGAUGCCAAGAACUCACCAAGGGAUCGCCUAUUGUGAAAAUACAGGUCGAACAAUUUUCGGAUGUGUUUGAAUCGUACUUGAAGAAAUACCAAAGUCAUCAAGCUAGUUUACAACAGCAUGCACAUGAACAAGAUGAGAUAAUAUACCAGCUUAGACAGUUGCAUAUGCAAUUGAAUGCAAUGGUUAGUAAUGUACCAGUAUUGAUAAAGAGGGAAAAGGCGAUAUCCAAUUUGGAAGCAGCGUACUCAAAGAUUAAAGAAAUCAGAACGAAUUUGGUAGAAGGCAUCAAGUUUUACUCAAAUUAUAUUGAUAUUUUGAAUCAAUUCAAAAAAGAAUGUACAGACUUCUGCUUGGCUAGAAGAAUGGAAGCUGCUGAUUUAUCUCGAGAUCAUAACCCUGCCAAACUGUUACUUUACAGUAACAAAAAGUAGAAAGAAUAGGCUCCUUGGUGAAUAGGGAAAUUUGAAUUAAGUAAAUACAAUGCACUUUUUAUAUAUCUAAAAUUAUAGAAUUUUGUUUUUAUUUUAAGAAUGAUAUGCUUUCUCAAUUAUGAAAAGAGAUGGCAACGUGUAAAAGUGCUGUUGCUUCGCAAAAAGCACUUGAUGUUUAGCUAUAAAUGAUAUUUGAAAUAUCAUCUUGUACGCUAUCGGUGCAAUAUGCCGAUUUGUUCAAGACUAUUUAGAGCGAAUAUCUGAAUCACUUCAAUCAGCGUAGUCGCUGUCGUCGCUAAAUAGUAUCUUUCUUUCAUCAGCAGGCGCAUACAGUAGUGAGAGGGGACGUUGACGUGGAAUGAAGGUAUGUAAGUGUUAUUUGCAAGGAGGUGUUUGAUAUAGAAGCCAAUAUCACGAUUUUUA